Messenger RNA from Esox lucius (northern pike), 5759 nucleotides. RefSeq names its product CUGBP Elav-like family member 5. Gene Ontology annotation, cellular component: nucleus; cytoplasm; ribonucleoprotein complex. The transcript is spliced from 12 exons. The coding region runs from base 560 to 2152 and encodes 530 amino acids. Gene Ontology annotation, biological process: regulation of alternative mRNA splicing, via spliceosome; mRNA splice site recognition. The record is from RefSeq and is a predicted model, not a curated record. Gene Ontology annotation, molecular function: mRNA binding. NCBI's taxonomy places the organism in Eukaryota, Metazoa, Chordata, Actinopteri, Esociformes, Esocidae.
UUUGUUUUCCACGAAUGAUGGAAUAAUUUCAUGGUGUUUAUUUUGUUUGAGACACUUAGCUGAGAAAAAAUGACACUGACUGACAUUUGCCCAAAAAUCCAUCAUAUCAGGUUUUGUACAGAUAGGUUAUUUGGUGCCAAAGGAACUAGAAUUUUAACGUUCAUCCACCUUUUGUCAAAAUCAACCCAGUAGUGUCUGAAUAAAUCAUCCUCUCCUUUGAUACACAACUGUGUAUGUGUCGAGGCUGUUCCUCAGUCCUAUCACACAUUCACACAAGGAAAUGGGUAAAAAGGUAAUGGCCAUACUGAUCACAGGUGCAGUUUAUGAUAACCUCCUGCAGGUGUCGCUAAAGAACUAAUUAUUCUCAAACAAUUCCACCCCCUCCUUCCACCAAACCAGAGCGUAAAGAGGUGCCGUUGGGAAUUGGGACAGAACGAGGCUGUGCUUGUUUCCAGCUGAGUGCGUCCUCUAUCCCUCUCGGUACUAGUGUGUGUGUGUGUGCGUGCGUGUCUCAGUGUUUGUGUGUUGUCACUCUUCUCAAACCUACACCCUGCUCAGCAUGGCCAGAUUUACGCAGAGUGAAAGCAGAAGGCAUCAGCAGCAUCAGCCCCAGCCGACUCAUCCCGCCCCCGUCAACCUGCUCCUCCAGCAACCGCUCCUACUGAUCCCUCAUCAGCAUCAGCCUGCGCACAACCCGGUUCCGAAGCCUAUGAACGGACCCGAAACCGCCUCAAUGCACACGGACGGCGGCGCCAUGAAAGACCAGGACGCUAUCAAGCUCUUCAUUGGACAGAUACCCCGGAACCUUGAGGAAAAAGACCUGAAACCUCUCUUUGAACAGUUUGGGAAAAUCCACGAAUUAUCUGUUCUGAAGGACCGAUACACUGGCAUGCAUAAAGGUUGUGCGUUUCUUACCUACUGCGCCCGGGAGUCUGCCAUCAAAGCCCAGAAUGCAUUGCAUGAGCAAAAAACCCUACCUGGGAUGACUCGUCCUAUCCAAGUGAAACCAGCUGACAGUGAGUGUCGUGGAGAGGACCGGAAGCUGUUUGUAGGGAUGCUGAACAAGCAGCAGACGGAGGAAGACGUGUAUCGUCUGUUUGAGCCCUACGGCGCCAUCGAGGAGUGCACCGUGCUUAGAGGUCCAGACGGAAACAGCAAAGGCUGUGCAUUUGUGAAGUUCUCUACACACUCUGAAGCUCAGUCGGCCAUCGGUUCCCUUCACGGGAGUCAGACCAUGCCUGGGGCGUCAUCCAGCCUGGUGGUGAAGUUUGCAGACACAGAUAAGGAGAGGACCAUACGGCGCAUGCAGCAGAUGGCAGGACAGUUUGGCAUCUUCAACCCCUCCGUUGCCCUGCCCACCUUCAGUAGUUACAGCACCUAUAGCAGCUACGCUCACGCCUUGAUGCAGCAGCAGCAGGCAGCGGUGAUGGCCGUGUCUCAAGGCGGCUACCUGGCUCCCAGUCUCUCCUUCCCCUCGGCCCAGAUCCACCAGGUGGGGGCGCUGACCAUGAACGGCUUGCCCCCCAACCCCCUCAACCCUGUGUCAGUGAGUUUAUAUUUCCCUACUGCAGGUCUGAGCUCUCCUCCGGCCACCCUGCCCUCGUCCCUGCCCUCGUCCCUGCCCGGCCUGGUGACCCCCAUGAUGAACGGGUACACGGGCCUCGCCCCCCAGGCUAAUGGUCACCCUCUGGAGACCCUGUACACCAAUGGCCUGCCUCCAUACUCCACCCAGAGCCCUACCGCAGCCGACACACUGCAACAGGCCUUCACUGGGGUUCAGCAGUACACAGCCAUAUACCCAGCGACAACACUGACCCCUCUAGGUCAGUCACUGCCACAGCACCCUCAGGUCAUUGGUCAACAGCAGAGGGAAGGUGAGGGACCAGAGGGUUGUAACCUGUUCAUCUACCACCUGCCCCAGGAGUUUGGGGAUAACGAGCUGAUGCAGAUGUUCCUGCCUUUUGGCAAUGUCAUUUCCUCCAAGGUAUUCAUGGACAGAGCAACCAAUCAGAGCAAGUGUUUCGGCUUCGUGAGCUUUGAUAACCCAGGCAGUGCCCAGGCUGCCAUCCAGGCUAUGAAUGGUUUCCAGAUCGGCAUGAAGAGACUCAAGGUGCAACUGAAACGACCCAAAGACGCCAGUCGCCCCUAUUGACACCUUCCAGCACCAGUUUAAACAGAGGAACGGUAAGGAGGACGCCUUUGAUGGAACAAGACAUUUUACGAAAGAACUAAAUCAAAAGUUCUUCUGUUUUUUUAAACAAUGGAAAAUACUCUUCAUAUGGGAAUAGGUAGGAGAUAUACUUUCAUCUUCAAACAUAUCUGACUGGGCCCGGAGAGGAGCACUCAGCACUGUACCAGUGAAGGUUUGUCAUCAUAGUCAAGAGAGGAACUGGAUGAUCCACAGGACAUAACAAGACUUUCAAAACAAACAAAACACUUUUUUAGAUACAAAAAAUGACUUUGAACUAUUUAACACCUUUGGAGACUUAGGAUUGAAGAGGAGCACCACAAAACAGACUAAGAAGCAGUAUUAAAACUAAUGUGGAUUUCUGAUAGACUCAGAGAGGAGCAUAGUGAACAAGAAACAUCAGGUCUUUCCUACUAUGUGAUGGACAAAUGAGGGUUCAAUCUUUAUUUGAGGAUUCUAAGUAUAAUCUGGAAGGAGAUUGUGUCUCUCUUUUUCUUUCCCUCUCUCUGUCUCUUUUGCUCGCUCUGUCAGUCCCGAACUUGUCUUUCUCAAGUUUCCAUAGCAACCGAGUGAACUGCACCCCCUGGGGAUCGGAGGACCAAAUGUUUUUAUCAUGUACAAAAUACUAACAAUCAUAAUACUAUACAGUAUAUUGUUUAGUCUAGCGCAAACUAACAAUCAUAUAUACUUAUAAUGCCGUAUUCUACCUUUAGUUUAGUACAUAUAACCGUGAGAGAAAGUACUUCACCUCGGCACUGGAUUAUCCACCAUCAGUGUACUGCAGACUAGUACGGAGUACUUCAUGUAAAAGUAUGUAAAUGUAAAAUGGAAUCAUGUAGAAGUCCAUUGUGGAGGUUGUUGAGGGAGGAUGUGGUUCUGAGCUCUAUCUGCUGGAUGGAAUACAUUGUAGUCUGUGUGUUAUCCAUUUACUGAUACACUUUGGGCACUCGGUUUGACCCUUAAACUCUUGGAGUGUUGUCUCACACUGUGCAACGACCACUCAGAGCCUGUAUCGUGUUCAGACCAAGGAUCAUCUCACUUCACCCAAAUUCUAACCCUAAAGCUUCAAGACAAUGUUAAACUAUUUAGAUCAGUCUGUAAGGGUUUAUGUCAUCGUAUGUCAUUCUAUUCUGCCUACAGAGCAAAAAUCAUUGGUUCACAUUCCACUUUAAAUUCUUACUGCAGUUCUUAUGUCAGGACAAGGAAUGUCUUUAAGGCCAAUAGGUGUUCCUGAUAAGAUCGAAUGCUGAGAAAAAUCUCCUCACCAUGAUACAAAAACAUUGUUAAUGCACAAGCUAUUUUACUGAAUGACAUUACUCUGACAAUGUUUCAACUAAACUAACUAUACAUAAUGUGGCUCAUAUUUAUGUUAGCAUUUGUUUUGCAGAACUACUCAAACAGCUGAAUAUUACAUAGGACCAGCCUUUUCCUCACAUAAGCCAGGUAUACUUCCCAUACUUACAUGCUCAUGCUAAAAGCAUCCCUUCAUGUGGCUAUGUGCAGUUUUGAUGGAUAGGAGAGGUUGAAUCCAGACAGUGAUCCUGUAAGGGAAUCCUCAGCAGUACAGGGAGGUGCACAAUCGGAGUAGAAAGCUGUCUUAUCGGUUUGUGUCUGACAACCAUGAAAUUUUAGGAGGUUCUGCAGUAGUCGCCCUCUCGCUUGAAUUUUUUGGGGAAUGUUUUAUUCAGUUCGGAGAAAGCUGACACACAAACUUACUAGGAGUAGACUUCCAGUCUCCCUAAACAAGGCCCAGUUGUGAGCACAAGUCGUUUGCUGCACAGUGUAGGACAAGUUGGGAAUGCUGUCACAGUACCUCUAGGGGAACACAAGAAACAGACAGGAACAUCAAAACACACUCUACAAUGAACUGGCGGAUGAUUCCACCAGGCACUUUAGAAUGCGGGAAGGGAAAGGUUUUCUUUAUCUUUUAUUUUUUGUCAUCAUCACAUGUUCAGAAGUGAACCAUUUUUAAUUAACACCUAGUAAAUGUUACUGCCUAUUUUACUUAUAGACCAUUCCUGAGCCAACCUACCCUGAGAGACACAUGGUACUGCAUGUCUCACUACACAUUCCUAAUGGUAGACUGAAAAUGGCUACUGUUCCAAAUAUCAAAGUACAGCUUUGAGUAUGAAAGUCCCCUCCAGCUCUGUCUAUAUGGUCCUGUCACCAUGCUGUGGAGCUGAACCUAAGGACCAACCCAGAAUUACUUUGUUUGUCAUUGUGUUAUAUCAGAACAAAUCAAUCAUAAAAGUGAAGUUGCCAAAUAAUGUUUAAUCUAUCUAUGAAUACUAAUGUGUAAAUGUAAUUAUCUUGUAACAUUCCAGGCCAGUUGGCAGCUGUGAGACAAAUAUGAAGUAGCUAUUUUAGUUUUAUCUACAUUACUUUAUUCACUGUGCACAGAAUCAUAAACCAACUGGACAAAUAUGGAUAUACCAAUGAACAUUUGUAUUUAAGAUGUGUAUUAUACAUUGAUUUAUUUUCAUGGGUUUUAGUCAUUGCCAGAAUCUAGCAUACUACUUCUUAUUAGCUAUCAGCCAGCCUUGUAUUCUCUUUUAUCUGCAUGUUGUUUCCUCUCACAGAGAUAUAUUCAAAGAACGAUAUGGAUUAGAGUUACGGUCAACUCCAUUUCAAUCAGUUGAACAGGACAUUAUCAUUUCUAUAUAGGAGUGCAUUUAAAUACCUAUAUUAACUGUAAAGCAAUGUUGGUUUUGAUGAUGACUUUGUGAUAUAUUUAUUGACCAGCAGCCUCUCACUACUGUCAGCCCACAGCAGAGAAAUAGAAUUUGUCAUGAGGAGGACCAGUUAAAUUGCCAUGGUCUGACAGGUUUUUACCCUUCUAGAGAUUCUGUUUCUAAGGUAAGCGGAGCUUAGCCUGUGUCUGAUGCAGGUAGACAGUCAGUCUUAUGUUUGAUCCAGAUCUUGAGGUAACAGCAAUAGUCCUAGUUGCACUAAGAGGCCAUCCGUACACUACAGGAACCUAACAAGUCCUUUGACCUUUGCUCGUCCUAUAAACAUAAAUCAGUCUAAAGGCUAAACUAAUGCUAUUAUUGCCAAUCAGCUGGUUGAAAAUGUAUGUGUAUAUUUCUAUGUUCUAUUCAGGUUCUGGGGUUAUAUGCUUUUCAGGGGUUGGAGACAUAAAGAUAAUUUACUGUGCUUUUUCUAUAUGCGUUUAUUAACUACUACCUGAAUGAAGCCAUGUUACUUUCAAUCAAAUUAUUACAUGUGUACUUAGAAUUCCUUCUGCACUACCUCUAUAAGGUGAUGUGUAUAAAUCAAAAAAAGAAAAAAAAAGACCUUAACUAUAAUUUUAAGAUCUUUUAUGGGUUUUCUCAUGUGUUUACUGCCAAAAUCCACUUACGUCCAUCCUGCUCAACUGGAGGGUUGAAGAGUUGGGCAUUAAAGGGGACUUGGAUGAGGGAGGGACUGGGGAUCAUUACAUUGUUAUGAAUGAUACUGUGUGAUUCUGUACUAUGUUUUGAAUGCAGUGGGAAGAGAAAAUAUAGCUCGAUGUAAAUAGGAGAUCUGUUUAAUUCCAUUAUCUAGUCAGCACACAAAUCUUUUCAGGUAUUGG